CAACGGGAAACCUCUGGAAGAGGUGUGAAUUGGACUUUGAGAAUGGACUUCUGUAUCAUAUCAUUCAGAAGUUGUGUGAUGUGUUCCUGAGCAACCCCCACGACAAUCCAUGCUUGUCUGCAUCCUCCAAUGAGAAGAUCCUACAUGUCCAAGGAGAUGUGGAAUUACUGAGGGAUGACAAAGGUCCUACCUGUUCAGCCUGAGCAGCAGAACCUCAUCUCUUUAUCAGGCGCAAGCAUGCCGACUCCUUGUGCGUGCCGUGUGGACAAGUGUUCGAGAGAGUCGCAGACCUUCCUCUUCAGAUGGCGCAGAAGGUGGUGCUCAAGGUCUUGGCCAUGACAGAUGAGAGGGCAAAGCGAAAGGCCAUGGAAGCUGUUGCUGAUAUCUAUGGAAUCGAUUCAAUAGCUGCAGACCUGAAAGAACAGAAGAUGACCAUUAUUGGUGAGAUGGACGCUGUAAAAAUCGCCAACAAAUUGAAGAAAAUAGGAAAGGUUGAUAUAGUGUCAGUAGGACCAGCCAAAGAAGAGAAGAAAGAGGAGAAGAAAGAAGGGAAGAAAUAGUUCAGUAGAAAUCUCCUGCUCAUACUAAACUGAGAACUGAUUUUGUAUUUUACUUUGGCAGCAUCAAUAAAAUUUCAGAACAUGUUUUACUGAUCUAAA
This is a messenger RNA of Musa acuminata AAA Group (dessert banana), 659 nucleotides long. Its product is annotated as heavy metal-associated isoprenylated plant protein 39-like. The coding region runs from base 303 to 560 and encodes 85 amino acids. The record is from RefSeq and is a predicted model, not a curated record. Gene Ontology annotation, molecular function: metal ion binding. NCBI's taxonomy places the organism in Eukaryota, Viridiplantae, Streptophyta, Magnoliopsida, Zingiberales, Musaceae. The transcript has 3 exons.